This is a messenger RNA of Sebastes umbrosus (honeycomb rockfish), 2977 nucleotides long. It is a transcript of the gene lpla, whose product is annotated as lipoprotein lipase. NCBI's taxonomy places the organism in Eukaryota, Metazoa, Chordata, Actinopteri, Perciformes, Sebastidae. Gene Ontology annotation, biological process: lipid metabolic process. Bases 152 to 1702 code for a protein of 516 amino acids. Gene Ontology annotation, molecular function: apolipoprotein binding; lipoprotein lipase activity. The transcript is spliced from 10 exons. The record is from RefSeq and is a predicted model, not a curated record.
GACAGACCAUAAGAAACUUUACUCCUAAACCACAACUCCACACCACUUUAACAUAAUACACGCUUGGAUAUACAACUGGUCGACAUCCAGAGAACUUUUUACCAACUUUUUUUAUUAUUCAGGAUAUUUUAGAAAAAAACUUCUCAGUAAUAUGGGAAAAGAAAAUAUCUGUUUUUUGUCUGUUUGGAUAAUUUUGGGAAAAAUCUUUGCAACUUUUUCUUCUGACCCUGAACUCAACACAGCCACCACUGAGUUUGUAAACUCCACGUUCACCGCUACUCCCCUGCCGACCACCACUGAAUGGAUCACAGACUACACUGACAUCGUGUCCAAGUUCUCCCUGCGAACUGUGGACAUCCCAGAUGAUGACAUGUGCUAUAUUGUGCCCGGCCAGCCAGAAACCAUCAAGGAGUGUGAAUUCAACUCAGAGACGCAGUCCUUCAUAAUAAUACAUGGCUGGACGGUGACGGGGAUGUUCGAGAGCUGGGUGCCCAAACUGGUGUCUGCUCUCUACGAGCGUGAGCCCAGCGCCAACGUGAUCGUGGUGGACUGGCUGACCCGCGCCAACCAACACUACCCGACCUCUGCGGCCUACACCAAACUAGUGGGCCGCGACGUGGCCAAGUUUGUUGCAUGGAUACAAAAAGAGCUGCAGUUGCCCUGGGAGAGGAUCCAUCUGCUGGGCUACAGUCUGGGAGCACAUGUGGCUGGAAUCGCCGGAGAUCUGACAGACCAUAAAAUCAGCAGGAUUACAGGUCUGGAUCCUGCUGGUCCCACCUUCGAGCACGCGGACAACCAGAACACCCUGUCCGAAGACGACGCCCAGUUUGUGGACGUUUUGCACACCAACACCAGGGGCUCCCCGGGCCGCAGCAUCGGCAUCCAGAGAUCCGUGGGCCACAUCGACAUUUACCCGAACGGAGGCACUUUUCAGCCGGGCUGCGACAUCCAGAACACACUGAUGGGGAUCGCAUUGGAAGGCAUCAAGGGCCUCCAAAAUAUGGACCAGCUCAUCAAGUGUUCCCACGAGCGCUCCAUCCACCUGUUCAUCGACUCCCUGGUGAACACCCAGCAGCAGAGCAUGGCCUACCGCUGCAACUCUAGAGAGACCUUCAACAAGGGGAUGUGCCUCAGCUGCAGGAAGAACCGCUGCAACAAGCUGGGCUACAACAUAAACAAGGUCCGCUCGGCCCGCAGCACCAAGAUGUACCUCAAGACUCGCGAAAUGAGUCCUUACAAAGUUUUCCACUAUCAAGUGAAGGGACAUUUCUUCAGUGAGGACCGACUGAGCUUCACCGAGCAGCCGAUGAAGAUUUCUCUGUAUGGAACCGUCGGAGAGAAGGAGGACAUUCCCUUCGUCCUGCCGGUCCUGGACGGUAAUACCACCUUGUCCUUCCUCAUCACCACCGAUGUGAACAUCGGAGACCUGAUGAUCGUGAAGCUGCGCUGGGAGAAGGACACCAUCAUUAGCUGGUCCUGGUGGGGCAGCAGCAAGUUCCACCUCCGAAAACUGCGCAUCAAGUCCGGGGAGACCCAGUCCAAGGUGAUCUUCAGCGCGAAGGAAGGAGAGUUUACCUACCUCGUCAGGGGAGGAGAAGAGGGAGUCUUUGUCAAGUCAAAAGAAGACAACAUGAGCCGUCAAGAGAAAUUGAGGCACAAGCUGAAGACGCAGGGCACUCUUUAUGGGCAGAACGACGCUUGAAGUUGCACUUGAACACAUCAUCGUGCACAGCAUCCAUCUCCUACACACAUAGCCAAAGAUGGAUAACACAGCAACACUGGGAACGCCUUAACUGGACAUAUACUGAACGCUGUGUUUCUUUUCUGCCUCAUGACUUCUACUCCCAGUGCAAACCAGCACCAAACUCAUAUUCACCGUGCUGGAAAUCAGUCCGCUCACAAGCUCCUCUCUGCAUAUUCUGCUGCCGAAAAAUGUUACAGGUUUCUUCGUGAUGAUGUGCUCACUUUCAGUAGCUUUUUUGCUGCAUAUCUUUGUAAUCAUUUGUUUCUGCUUUUGUAGCCCAUAUGUACUGUUUAUACUGAUUUUGAUGUGUUUUGAAGUGGUGUUUCCUUUGCCUAUGUGAACUUGGAUUAUUGUUGAUGUAUAAAUGAUUCAGAGUGAAAGGCAUAAUUUAGGCACAUCUUUUUUUUAUUCUUAAAUGCGCAAAAUAAUCAUUUUUGUCCCUAAUAUUUGUCUUUAUCGAGCCACUAAUUGCCAACAAUCGACAGGGACCAAAGAAGUAUUUACAAUCUACUGAACGGAGAAUCACAGCGGUCUUUGUAAAUACCUUUUUUCAAUCAGUAUUUUAUAUAUAUUUUUAAAUAUGAGUGAUGUGUUGAUAUCUGAUCUCUUGAAGCCUUGCUUGUUCUUUGAUUGCGUUUUGGUUAUUGUGUCACUGGUCACUUUAAAAGGCUCUCUGUCCCCUGCAGCCAUUUAGAUGUUACGGUCAUUGAGAUUGCGGUCCAACAGGGACAUUUUUUUUUAGUUUGGGUAAUUUUUUUUUCGUGAAAUUGAACUGAGGUCACUUUUAAAUCCAGUAAUGGCUAGGUGCUCCAUAGUUACUUCAUGAACGGGCCAACAGUGUCUCACCUGCAACAGUUUACCUCAUUGACUACAACAUGCCCUUAUUUUGAAAAGGUCAAACAUUACAAAACAUGCAAGCCUUGGUAAUUUGUGAUGGACUGGCCUACAUGUUAGCCAUAAUACAUCUCAAGAAUACUUCAUAUUGUAUUUAUUGAAUGUACAUUUAUAUAUUUGUAUAUUAAGCUGUAAUAUAUUUUCUUUGCGGGCUUCCAUUGUGUAUUUUCUUUUUUUAUAUAUAAAUGAAGCGUUUUGUGAUUUUGUGCACGGCAAGGCUUUGGAAAGAUCGAUCAAAUUGGUCUCCAUGCCGGCUGUUCAGUGAAUUUAUGAACUGAAAUGCAGUGCACUGUAUAAAUGAAGAGCCCAGGAUGGUUUAAUAAAGACAUAAACCACAUA